This is a messenger RNA of Macrosiphum euphorbiae (potato aphid), 240 nucleotides long. The record is from the annotation of a GenBank genome assembly. NCBI's taxonomy places the organism in Eukaryota, Metazoa, Arthropoda, Insecta, Hemiptera, Aphididae.
AUGGAGAUCCUGCAUAUGGCUCAGCUUGAGACGGUGACCCUCCAAGGACCGGCGGGUGCCCGCCAAGGCGGACGUCCCGUGUCGCCCGAAGGCCUCACGGACCGCCGGGACCUCGGAGUUCUCAAGUUUCGUGAGUCGCUUUACGCGAUUAAGAGGUACGAAGCGGACAAAGUCCGGAACACCCAAGCCACCCGCCGAUGUGGGCGAGUGAAUGUACGCGUUCGGGCACGAAGUGGGUAA